GCUUCUGGUGGUUGGGUCGUAGUUGUAUGAGGAACCUGUUGUUUCAAUUUCCUUCAUUUCGAAGUUAUUUUAUUUGAAGCGAGCAAUUAGGGGGGAGAGAGAGAGAGAGAGAUCUCAACUGGGAUAUCACUGAAAUUAGCUAGAAAAUUCUGGGUCUGCUAUGUCUUCUCCCGCUGAGUUCUAUCACUCACUUCCACCCAUAAGCAAGGCUUAUGGGACCAUCUGUGUAUUGGCAACUACAGCCUAUCAACUAGGGCUUUAUGAUUUUCGAAGUAUUGCAUUAGUACAUAAACUAGUCUUCUCACAUUUUCAGGUGUGGAGGUUGAUUACAAACUUCUUUUUCCUUGGAAACUUCUCAAUCAACUUUGGAAUUCGCCUCUUGAUGAUAGCAAGAUAUGGAGUUCAACUUGAAAAGGGACCAUUUGAGCGUCGAACUGCAGAUUUCUUGUGGAUGAUGAUAUUUGGAGCCCUGACAUUACUGGUUUUAUCUGCUAUCCCUAUAUUUUGGUCCCCUUUCUUGGGGAUAUCUCUCGUGUUCAUGCUUGUUUAUGUCUGGAGUAGAGAAUUUCCAAAUGCUAACAUCAACAUAUAUGGCCUUGUGGCACUUAAGGCAUUUUAUCUACCCUGGGCAAUGCUUGCUUUGGACGUCAUUUUUGGUUCCCCAAUUAUGCCAGAUCUGCUGGGAAUCAUUGCUGGACAUCUGUAUUACUUCUUGACUGUGUUGCAUCCAUUGGCAGGUGGAAAGAACAUAUUACAGACUCCGAGAUGGGUGUAUCCUUACUUUAGUAUUUUUUGUUCUUUUAAGGUGCAAAGUAAGCAUUCAUGCACCAUAGGAGCUAUCAUAAACUCAUUCUCUCUCUCUCUCUCUCUCUCUCUCUCUCUC
Molecule: messenger RNA, 883 nt
Organism: Prunus mume (Japanese apricot)
Lineage: Eukaryota; Viridiplantae; Streptophyta; Magnoliopsida; Rosales; Rosaceae
Source: RefSeq, a predicted model, not a curated record